Molecule: messenger RNA, 1441 nt
Organism: Sardina pilchardus (European sardine)
Lineage: Eukaryota; Metazoa; Chordata; Actinopteri; Clupeiformes; Clupeidae
Gene: ppt1
Product: palmitoyl-protein thioesterase 1 (ceroid-lipofuscinosis, neuronal 1, infantile)
Exons: 10
Coding region: 150-1064 (304 amino acids)
Biological process (GO): protein depalmitoylation; receptor-mediated endocytosis
Cellular component (GO): lysosome
Molecular function (GO): palmitoyl-(protein) hydrolase activity
Source: RefSeq, a predicted model, not a curated record
GACCAAUGCAGAAGUGGCUUGCAGUAUCGGUCACAAGAUAAUUGGGGAUUUUAGAACCUGCGUGACUUCUGUUCUGUCUCUUCCACUAGAACGCUUAAAUAAAACCCAGUCGCAGACAGUACUGGUAUUACUGAGACCAUUUUUGAAGAAUGGCCAUCUCAGCAUUCCCGAUGUUGGUUGGUACAGCUCUCCUACUUCUGCUAUCAUCGUCCAGCUUAGCCAAGGACUCCAACGCCACUGUGCCACUGGUGAUCUGGCAUGGCAUGGGUGACAACUGCUGCAACCCACUCAGCAUGGGUUCCAUUAAGAAGAUGGUGGAGCGGGAGGUGUCAGGCAUCUACGUGAUCUCCCUCAUGAUCGGGAAGUCGGUUAUACAGGACACAGAAAAUGGCUUCUUCAUGGAUGUGAACGAGCAGGUGGCAUUUGUAUGUGACCAACUGGCUCAGGACCCCAAACUGAAGGAUGGCUACAACGCCAUGGGCUUCUCUCAGGGAGGGCAGUUCCUGAGGGCAGUGGCCCAGAGAUGUCCGUCUCCUCCCAUGAAGAACCUGAUCUCAGUGGGAGGGCAGCAACAGGGAGUCUAUGGUCUUCCUCGAUGCCCAGGGGAGACCUCCCACCUCUGUGACUGGAUCCGCAAGCAGCUCAACUCUGGGGCCUAUACAGACCUUGUGCAGAAACAUUUAGUGCAGGCUCAAUACUGGCACGACCCUCUCAGUGAUGACCUCUAUAAGAAACACAGUCUCUUCCUUGCCGACAUCAACCAGGAGAGGGUGCUGAAUGAGACCUACAAGAAGAACCUGAUGGCUCUGGAGAAAUUUGUCAUGGUCAAGUUCCUGAAGGACUCCGUAGUGGACCCAGUGGUCACUGAGUGGUUUGGAUUCCUAAAGACAGGCCAAGCUGUGGAGACCGAGACUCUACAGGAGAGUGCACUUUAUACGGAGGACCGUCUCGGGCUGGCACAGAUGGAGAAGGAUGGGAAGCUGGUGUUCCUGGAGAGCGAUGGAGACCACCUGCAGUUCACCGACGAGUGGUUCAAAGCCAAAAUCCUACCCUACCUGCUCUGAACCCACUCAUAUAUAUAUGCUCACGCACACACACGCACGCACACAUACAUCUCUUGCUGUCAUAAGACUCCAGUUGCCAGUUGCACAUUCUGAUUCUCACUCUCAGUGAACGAGUGACUUUAAGUUCGAUCUUUUACGUCUCUAUACGUGACUCCUGUUACCAGCGGUAUGCACACUAUACAGGUUUUAAUUGCACUGAAUCCUAGCCAAGAGUUUGGGGUCUGCUCUGUUAAUUUGCUGGGCUCCCAACAAUCAUGUUGUUUCUUAAUUGAUAUACUCAACUAAGCUAACAUGUUGAUUAUGCUAGCAUUAUUUUUAUGGUAAUGAAAUUCUUUGCGGGAAAUGUAUUUUCUUCUAAUAAAUUACCCUGACUCCUA